This is a messenger RNA of Aaosphaeria arxii CBS 175.79, 1993 nucleotides long. RefSeq lists its product as uncharacterized. The coding region runs from base 1 to 1875 and encodes 624 amino acids. The record is from RefSeq and is a predicted model, not a curated record. The transcript has 3 exons. Lineage: Eukaryota; Fungi; Ascomycota; Dothideomycetes; Pleosporales.
AUGGCAUUCUUUUUGCCUAACCCUUUUCGGGGUCUCAUCUAUGAUCCGCUAGAGGAACACGGCAUCCUAGAUGCUAUCACUAGAAACACCAUAUUUCGGAUUAUUCCACUACCCGUGUUAAAGAAAAAGCCAGACCAAGCUGCUUCCCAGUCUAUCUACCGUGCGCUCACCAAACCAAAUGAAAUUCGUCUUAUUAUUCUCGAACCUGGGGAAACUCUGGACCAGAUAUCCUGCAAGCUCAUUCACGUACCUUUAUCCUGGCGCACUCGAUACGAGGCUCUGUCAUACAACUGGGGCGAUCCCAAUAACAGAGCAUCUGUCGUAUGCGACGGACAGGCCAUUUCCCGGGUGCUCUGGGCCGAUUGCAUAUGCAUUAAUCAGAAUGAUCUUGAAGAGAAAAGUGCGCAAGUCAAGAUGAUGGGCCAAAUCUAUGCUGGCGCGCGACGCACCGUGAUCUGGAUCGGCGAAGCAUCGGAAGAUAUUAAGGGAGCGUUUUCCACACUUGAGAAAUGUUAUCCCAGGGUGCUUCUUUAUUUACCAAUAGCUAUGCUAUUCGAAGUCAUACCCAUACUACUUGAACGACCAUGGUUUCAACGUACGUGGAUUGUUCAGGAGGUUAUUCUAUCCAAGUACGCAGUAGUGGUGUGCGGGGCUGAGACGAUCAAUUUUCAGAAGCUUCUCAGUACAGUGCGGGGACUGCGCGGUAUCACCACCCAUGGUGGAAACAAAUUUGACGUGAUUGAAGUCAAGAACGAGAAGAUUUUUGCGACCACUAGUGGUAUUUACAUGAUCAAUAAGGUUCGUGAGAACUUGAGAAGCGGAUACUGGGUGUUUGGACGCAAUCGCAAAUACACUUCGACACUGAUAGACAUGGUGCACGAAACACGCGCUUUCGAAUGUUCCGAUCCGAAGGACCGACUUUAUGCCAUCAUCAACGUUACUACCGAAAAGAGCCCAGUCAAAAGAGGUCUUACUGUAGACUAUAGCCUUGAAGUGGGUGAGGUGUACAGAAGAUUUGUAGUCUGGGAUAUCAUGAAAAACGGCAGCUUGUCGACCUUAUCAAUCAUCUCCGAUAAAUCGAAGACAGAUUACGGAUUGCCCUCCUGGGUACCUGAUUUCUCCAAUGCCAAUCAUAAAUACUUUCUACCCGACUACAUGUUCACUUUCGACGCCAUGAAAGCUAAGUGGCUUGGACCGGAGGCGCGCAUAUCAUCAGACGGGAAAAUUCUUAUGCUGAAGGGAAAACGGAUCGAUUCUGUAAAAAGGGUCGCGCGCACUCAAUAUCCAGGGCAGCUAUCCAGACUUCCAAAUGGAGAAUUGAAUAUGGAAAUAGUUGAACGUCAGCGGGAGUGGCUGCGAGAGUGUAUGAGCAUUGCUAUUGAGGAUCACUCUGAGGACGACAAAGCACUCUCCCCAUCAUUCCAAUAUUGGAAAUCUAGAUCGUGGGGUAUGUCUAACGAGCGCUUCCAGCAAUUCUGGCGGACAAUGAUUUGGGGACACACUCGUACGGGGUCGAAAGCCAGUGCACUAUACGGGACAUACUUUAGAGCUUAUGGCCAUUUCAUACAUGCCAAUCUGGAGGACAAAAGGGUUUUCAAAAAAGGCGGUAUAGCGCAGGAGCUGAUCGAGAGUUGCUUUGUCGUCAUGCUUACAUACCGAAGAUUUUGCUCGACUAGCAACGGGUUAAUUGGGUGGAUGCCCCGUGAAGUGCAGGUCGGCGAUGUGAUAUGUGUUCUAUAUGGCGGUCGGGUACCUGUCGUGCUUCGACCGCGAGACAUUGGCUAUGAAUUUGUUGGCGAUGCGUAUGUUUUUGGGAUGAUGAACGGAGAAGCUUUAUUGAGUGAUGCGCCGGACGAGGAAUUUGCGCUUAUUUAACCAGAUAAUAUGUUUGCUGCACUCUGCUGAACGGCUACUAUGGCAUGACGGUUGAGUUCCUGGAGUUGAUGAAUAGAUCGACAGGCUUGGAGGGACUUGGGAGGCAGGCGGAGGUUUG